CACGUUAAACAGGAAACAGAAGAGGGGCUUUUGCCACAGAGCUGGGAGGCCAAGUUGCAAGAUUUCCUCAAGGUGGUUCAGGCUCCUGGCUGUGGAACGGGAAGCCCACAGCUGCCCACUGAAGCUGUACCGUGGGACAAGGCUAAGACGGCUCCGAUCCCUGGUGAGGAAGUCAUGGCCACCAGCCCACAGACAAGAGGAGGAGGGAAGGAGCAAAUGACCCAGCUGGGACAAAGCCCUCAUAGGCCGGCCAAACAGGUGUAUGAUUCGCCACGUUCUGGAGGCAGAGGGGAUUAUGGGAAAGCGAAGGGAGAGAACCCAUGUGCCCUCAGUUCAGAGCAAGAGUGCCGGCUCUUUCGGCAGUUCCCUUACAAAGAGGCGGAGGGACCCCAGGAGAUUUACAGGCAGCUCCACAAACUUUGUCACCGGUGGCUCAAGCCAGAGAAACGGACUAAGGAGCAGAUCCUGGAGGUGCUGAUCAUGGAGCAGUUCCUGGCCAUCCUGCCCCCGGAAAUGUGGGAGUGGGUGAAGGAAAGGGGUCCGGAGACCUCCGCCCAGGCGGUGGCCCUGGCGGAGGAUUUCCUGCUGAGUCAGCGAGAGGAGCAUAGUCAGGGAGAGGUCCUGGGUUUGAUCCAAGAGGUAGCCGUGAGUUUCCUGGAUGCGGAGCGAGUUUCGUCGGAAACGGCUCAGAGGUGGCACAUCGGAGGGAUCAAGAAAGGGAAGGGGAAGGAGGCCUGCUCGCUAGGAGGCGAUGGGUGGAUGAGUGACAGUGACAGGGAACCACGAGGGAUGAUGUCCCAAAGAACCCAUAAUUUAGAGCUGGAAGAGGGUUUUGUGACUCAAGAUGAAUCAAAGCGAGAUGAGUGGAGGAGAAAACCCAUUGCUGGCCAAGAAGGCUCGAUCUGUAAAAUAAUACUCCAGCAAAGGAUACACAAAGGAAGGGGAAGGAGUUUGUGCACUUUGUGUGGGAAAAGCUUCGGUACUAAAUCAAGCUUCAAUAGGCACCAGAGAAUCCACACAGGAGAGAAACCAUACAAAUGUCCAGACUGCAGCGAAAGCUUUCUGGCCAGAUCAAACCUCAUUCGACACCAGAGAAUCCACACAGGGGAGAAACCGUAUAAAUGCUCAGACUGCGGGAAGAGGUUCAGCAGGAGCGCGAACCUCAUUACGCAUCGGAGGAGCCACACAGGAGAGAAGCCGUACAAAUGCUCAGGCUGCGGGAAGACUUUUAACCAGAGCGCGCACCUCAUGAGACACCAGAGAACCCACGUGCGGGAAAAGCCCUACGAAGGUGCUGACUGUGGCAAGGGUUUUGCUCAGGGUGCAGCGCUUAGCAGUCACCAGAGAAUCCACACUGGAGAGAAACCUUACGAGUGCUCGGACUGUAGCAUAAAAUUCCGCGAUAAAUCGAGCCUUAACAGACACCGGAGACUUCAUACGGAAGAAAAACCGUACAAGUGCUCAGUGUGUUGGAAAGGAUUCAGUCGACAUUCAGUAUUAAUCAGGCAUCAGAAGACCCACAUGGGAGAGAAACCAUGUAAAUGCUCAGACUGUGGCAAAAGCUUUCUUGGUGCAUCAGACCUUAUCACACAUCAGAGCACCCACACAGGGGAAGAAAUUUUCUAAAAUCUCCGAGUGGUGGAAAAGAGAUUCUGUUGGGAUAGUGCACCUUACUAGAAAUCAGGGAAUUUAUAUAGGCUAUACGGGUCCAGUGUAGAGACCUGCAAAUGAGUGUCUACAUGCUCAGAAAUAUCCAGGUUCCUGUAUCGGGUCUGACAGCUAUUGCAGGUACUUGUAGAGAACCACAAUAAAUCCUUUACUCCACCGAA
Messenger RNA from Elgaria multicarinata webbii, 1829 nucleotides. RefSeq names its product zinc finger protein 397-like. Gene Ontology annotation, biological process: regulation of transcription by RNA polymerase II. The record is from RefSeq and is a predicted model, not a curated record. Gene Ontology annotation, molecular function: DNA-binding transcription factor activity, RNA polymerase II-specific. The transcript has 3 exons. Lineage: Eukaryota; Metazoa; Chordata; Lepidosauria; Squamata; Anguidae. Gene Ontology annotation, cellular component: nucleus. Bases 175 to 1626 code for a protein of 483 amino acids.